AUGGGGCCCACAAGCGAGGAGAUCGAGCGUGUCAAAGAACAGUCUUAUCGAAAACAAGAGUUGGAGGUCUUGCUCUCCGUCCUUGGUCUGGACACGCAGGAAGAGAACCUGGACUCGCUCUUUGAGGUGUUGGACACCGACAAGGCCUGGAUUCAGUUGACCUUGGCAUUGACGUUCUACUUGAAUGGAAUCUUGAUGAAUCCUGAUGACGGUUUCAUCAGCUUCGAAGAAUUCGUGGAUUUCGUCUUCAGUACAGGGGACAAAGACUUCCUCAGUGAUGCCGAUUUGGAGAAAGUACGACAGCUCUCUACCAGGGGUUUCAAGGAGGAAAAGCGGGAGAAAGAGGGGCAAAGCAGGGAGAACUCUCCUCAGUUGUCACAGACCUCUCCUGAUUCGAAGAGCGAGGAGUUGGAGAUGCUGAAAAACCGCGUGGAGGAACUGCAACUGCAGCUGCAGCGGCGUGAUGAGGUGGUCCGCGACCUCAUGGCUCAGCUCAAGAAAGCUCAGAAAGACUUGGAGAGUGCCCAAAGUGGCCAAGACAGCAAGGACGCGCAAAUAUCUGUAGAGCGCGAGGAGUUUCAAGACGAGAUUGUGCAGCUCAAAAAGCAGCUGCAUGAGAAGCACUUCUGCUUGCAGCGAUUAGAGAAUCAGCAGGAGAAGACAGUUGAAGGCUAUGCAACGUUUGUGAAGGCUUUGCUGAAGUCCUCAGCGUCCCAGCAGUUGGAGAACCACUGCGACUUGAACACCGUCGAGAUGCUGGGCAAGGGUUCCUAUGGCUUCGUGAUGACAUGUCAGGAUAAAGAGCAUCAAGAGCAGAUCGUGGUGAAGUUGCAGGGGUCCAGAUGGGCCUCGGUGGCUGCCCAGGAGUGGGCGCAUGGUACCGCCUGUAAACAUGAGAACAUCGUUUCUCAUUUGGAGGUUCUGAUGCAUCAUGAUAGCGAAGCUUAUUUGGAGGGCAAGAUCAUCCAGGCCUUCGAUGAUGGCACCUUCAGUGGAAGGAGGCCCAAAAUUUUCCCUGACAGAUACAUCUGCAUGCUGAUGGAGCACAUGGACCGUGGCACGGUGCAACAUCUUGCAGACAAAGGGCUGAUCAACCUCGAAGGCUUAGCAGCCGUGGUCAGACAAGUUGGAUCUGCUCUCGCUUUCAUGCACAAGAGUAAACGAACUCACAACGAUGUGAAGCCGGAAAACAUUCUGCUGAAGCAGGUGCCUGGAAGUUCUUCCCUCAUUGUGAAGUUAGCUGACCUUGGCCUGGCUCAAUGCUCUGUGGAGCGAGAACGAGAUAUGGAGCUGACGGCGUAUACCUUCUGGUGCAUCGGGCUUGGAGAGACGUUUGAACAUGUUCCAGCCUGGCCAGAUCGGCAGAGUGCUGCCGAGCGUUUUAGGCAGCAUGCACUACCUCAGGACCCUCGAAGAGAUUUGCGCAGGCUGGCUCUGGGCGCAAUACAAGACCUUUGGGCUCUCUCCACCAGUAUGGCGUCAGUGGCAGCCACGGAGGAGUUUCAGAAGGCGGAACUGGUGGUGGAAGUGGAAAAACACGAACAGAUUGCAGCCAAUGCCAAGCGGGAGCUGAGCAAUCGAAUGGAAAGAACUGCCUUGCUCUGGAAAGCGGUUCACAUGGUUAGCGCGGUCCGAAAAUGGAGCGAAGAAGUGGACUACCAAGGACUUGCAAUGCGCUAUCAAGCAGAGGAAUUUGUAUUUUUUGUUUGUUUUGGCAGUUUGAUUUCUCAUCUCAUCCAUUUUGUGCUUUGCAAGCAUGCUAGUGGUCUCAGCUUGCAGGAUGGCACUAAAAUGGAGCUGGUUUGCAAAGACGAUCUCAGCCCCGGCAGUGAAGCUCAGGGAGAACUUACCCUGUGGUGGAUUCAAUUUCAUUGUCAGCGAAGCUGA
Molecule: messenger RNA, 1887 nt
Organism: Cladocopium goreaui
Lineage: Eukaryota; Dinophyceae; Suessiales; Symbiodiniaceae
Source: the annotation of a GenBank genome assembly